AUGUUCAAGAGCGGCAUUUCCUCCUUCGCCAGGGCCGCCCGGCCGUCCUUCGCGGCCGCGGCCACGCGACGUGCCAUCAAGCCUGCGUCCCUUCGAUUCCCUCUCAACAGCCGGUUCGCCUCUACCGCCAGCGUCGGUGAUGGCAAGAUCCACCAGGUCAUUGGUGCCGUCGUCGACGUCAAGUUCGACAGCGCCAAGCUGCCGGCCAUUCUGAACUCCCUCGAGACGGAGAACAACGGCCAGAAGCUCGUCCUUGAGGUCGCGCAACAUCUCGGCGAGAAUGUCGUCCGCUGCAUUGCCAUGGACGGUACCGAGGGUCUCGUCCGUGGUGCCAUGGCCAAGGACACCGGUGCCCCCAUCACCAUCCCUGUCGGCCCUGCCACUCUCGGCCGUAUCAUGAACGUCACCGGUGACCCGAUUGACGAGCGUGGCCCUAUCAAGACUGACAAGUUCUUGCCUAUCCACGCUGAGCCGCCUACCUUCACUGACCAGUCCACCUCUGCCGAGAUUCUGGUCACUGGUAUCAAGGUCGUCGAUCUGCUCGCUCCCUACGCUCGUGGUGGAAAGAUCGGUCUCUUCGGUGGUGCCGGUGUCGGCAAGACCGUGUUCAUUCAGGAGCUGAUCAACAACAUCGCCAAGGCUCACGGUGGUUACUCCGUCUUCACUGGUGUCGGUGAGCGUACCCGUGAGGGUAACGAUCUGUACCACGAAAUGCAGGAGACCUCGGUCAUUCAGCUCGAGGGCGAGUCUAAGGUGGCCCUGGUCUUUGGUCAGAUGAACGAGCCCCCGGGUGCUCGUGCCCGUGUCGCUCUUACUGGUCUUACCGUCGCCGAGUACUUCCGUGACCAGGAGGGUCAGGAUGUGCUGCUUUUCAUCGACAACAUUUUCCGAUUCACCCAGGCCGGUUCCGAGGUGUCUGCCCUGCUGGGUCGUAUCCCCUCUGCCGUCGGUUACCAGCCCACCCUCGCCGUCGACAUGGGUGGCAUGCAGGAGCGUAUCACCACCACCAAGAAGGGCUCUAUCACCUCCGUCCAGGCCGUCUACGUCCCUGCUGACGAUUUGACUGACCCUGCUCCCGCCACCACCUUCGCCCAUUUGGACGCCACCACUGUCUUGUCCCGUGGUAUCUCUGAGUUGGGUAUCUACCCCGCUGUCGACCCUCUCGACUCCACCUCGCGUAUGCUUGACCCCCGUAUCGUCGGCCAGGAGCACUACGACACCGCCACCCGCGUCCAGCAGAUCCUCCAGGAGUACAAGGGUCUCCAGGACAUCAUCGCCAUUCUGGGUAUGGAUGAACUUUCUGAGGCCGACAAGCUCACCGUCGAGCGUGCCCGUAAGAUCCAGCGUUUCCUGUCCCAGCCUUUCACCGUCGCCCAGGUCUUCACUGGUAUCGAGGGUAAGCUGGUCGACCUCAAGGACACCAUCGCCUCGUUCAAGGCCAUUCUGGCCGGUGAGGGUGACAGCCUGCCUGAGGGUGCCUUCUACAUGGUUGGCGACCUGGCCUCGGCCAAGGAGAAGGGUGAGAAGAUUCUUGCGGAGCUGGAGAAGAACUAG
Molecule: messenger RNA, 1554 nt
Organism: Purpureocillium lilacinum
Lineage: Eukaryota; Fungi; Ascomycota; Sordariomycetes; Hypocreales; Ophiocordycipitaceae
Product: ATP2, beta subunit of the F1 sector of mitochondrial F1F0 ATP synthase
Biological process (GO): proton motive force-driven mitochondrial ATP synthesis; proton transmembrane transport
Molecular function (GO): ATP binding; proton-transporting ATP synthase activity, rotational mechanism; ATP hydrolysis activity
Source: RefSeq, a predicted model, not a curated record